Messenger RNA from Penicillium taxi, 2172 nucleotides. RefSeq lists its product as uncharacterized. The record is from RefSeq and is a predicted model, not a curated record. NCBI's taxonomy places the organism in Eukaryota, Fungi, Ascomycota, Eurotiomycetes, Eurotiales, Aspergillaceae. The transcript is spliced from 3 exons. The coding region runs from base 1 to 2172 and encodes 723 amino acids.
AUGUACCCUGCUAUCAUUCCCCGUGCUUGGGAGGAUGAUGGGAUCAGUGAUCCCCCGUCCUCCCGCUCUUCAAAUGAUCCUCCAGACCAUUUUGUCCACAAUCGCUCGAGGUCAACCCAGGCUGCCAGUAAUCCGAAGCGCAUCUCCGUUUUCGGUGGCAGAUCAAGAAGUAACACUACCACUUCAUUUUCCAAUUCUUCACGUCGUUCACAGACAUUCCCGACGUCUGGAGAAGACUCAACCCAGGAUGAAAGAGCUAUUUCGUCACUAGGUAUGCGGUCUGAGAAGUCGGACCGUUCAAGAUCAUUCCUCUCCCGCGGUAGUCGCAUUCUCCGACGUCAGGGUAGCAAGAUCAAUAUCGUUGCUACAUUAGACGAAGAAGAGGAGCUCGAGCGUGAAAAGGAAAAAGAAAAAGAAAAGCCCCGGUCUGAAUCGAUCUUUAGCCGUCGGGAGCGACAAGUCGAUAAUAAUCGCUUGAAGAAUCUCAUUUCUGAUCCUUUUGACUUUCAUCAUCUCACCCAUACCAGCCCUUCACAUUUCGAAUCCUUGAAUCAGGCUCGCGAGACCGACCUCGUCACCGAAUUCUCGGUCAUUAGAGCGUCCCAACGGCCAGCCACAGACCUUAAAGGCAUUCGUGCUGAUGAUAUCAAUUUUACCAACUAUUCCGCUGGGAAUUUUGCCACGGCAAUCACCGCUGCCGGGCCCACCCCCAAAGUGGAGGAUGAGGCAGUCAGUCCAAAGAGUCACCCGCGUCGUGCACAGAGGGAAUCUCGCAUAUAUGAGAACUUCUCACGUCCAGUGCCCAGGUACCCCCGAUCCAAUUCUAUUCCAUGCGUACAAGAAGCGCCUGCAGAGAAUGAAUUUGCAGAACCCGCUCCACGUGCUAUUGAUGAGAUCUUGGGCCUGGCCACGACGAAAACUUACCCUGAAGAUAUUGAAGCAACACAUCCUUCAGCACUUCAAUUCAGUCGGACCCCAUCCAUGAACAGCCACUAUGAACUGGAAGAUGUUCCCGAAGAGGACGAAGCCAUUCGCUACUGUCACCAACCCAUCAUUUCUCACGUCCCUACACGGAUUCCCAUGCAUGCCAAGCAGCUUUCGACUGGCUCUCACCUGUCUUCCAAGUCCCCGCUGUCUGUCUUCGUGGCCAAGCAGCUGUCAAGGCAGUUCUCCGAGGUCUUAGGCUCACCCACUCUUCCCCAGAAUUUGCAAUUGCCACAAAAGUCACCCAACGUGACCUCCCCGCUCUCCCAAUUCUCAUAUGAAGACGAGAUGUGUGACUCCUGGGACGCUGACAUUGACUUCUGCUAUGAGAACGCAGCCGAGUCCACCUCAGAUUUCGACUGGUCGUCCACUCCUCGGCGCGAGGCGCAGCGUUCGCAAAUCGGCAUGGCAUGCACUGACAAUGAGUGGCUGUCUGCACCAAAGUACCGUCAUCUGCAGCCUAGCCCUCUCAGCACCUCUACCCUACCGACUCCAGAUCUGGAAAGCAGUCCAUCACUGUCAACCGCUUCCCAUUCAGCUUCCACUCCUUCCAUGGAGUAUCAACAACACUUGAAUUAUUUCCAGCCCGUGCCAUCUGUUCUGAGUAAACAGAUUCUCCAAGAAAACCUAUACGACGAGUACAUAGGUACAGAUGCAGAGUCUGAUCGUCAUUUUCCUUUCCCUCCAGGUGUGAUCACCUCCGAGAACCACAUCUCCCCACGCUGCAGUUUCUCCCCCAUCAGCAAGUGUAACUCCCAGGAGAGCUUGAUGCUCUCCCGCGCAGCUUCGGUCGUCCGUAAGCAUCGCUCCUCCGUAUCAACCACAAGUGUGCCAGAGCUGGUCCACAGUUUACACAGCUUGUCGAGUAGCCGGGAGUUGAUGCCAACUGACCGGAUCAGUGCUGGGGAAGCCCUGGUGGCUGGAGCUGGAGCAAACAUCGUUCGCCCAUCUUCCUCCUCUCAGCACCGCCAGACUAAGAGUCUUGAGACACACUUGCUGCUCCGUGAAGGCAGCAACUCCAGCCUUGGAGACUCUGCUAACCCCACCCCUUCACUCCGUGAUCGUUCCAAGUCUAUCUCGGAAAUGCAGAUCAAGGGUGACGGACCCCUCCUGCCCCCUCCUCCUAAGAACCCCAACCGAAAGAAGACCCGGGCAACUUCCUACUCUCUGUUCCCAUCAGCCCACUGA